Molecule: messenger RNA, 1121 nt
Organism: Camellia sinensis
Lineage: Eukaryota; Viridiplantae; Streptophyta; Magnoliopsida; Ericales; Theaceae
Source: RefSeq, a predicted model, not a curated record
UACAUGGUAUCAGAGCUGGUUUAGAACCUAGUAUUUUCGCUUCACCGGCGGGCGGCAACCUCACCUUGGCCGCCUGCCGGACCUCAACCUAAUCCGCUAGAAUUUUCUACACAUACCUUGACAUUUAUUCAAGUCCACCACCACUGCCCCUCCUCUCACUAUUGUCCUCCCCUACACCACCGUCUCGGUCGUCUUCAUCUACCACCACUGUUGACCUUAACCCGUCGCUGCAGUCCCUUCACUCUGAUCACCGGCCGUCACACCGACCUCACCCAUCGCCUUCACCGCCUUCCGCGCCCUUUAAUCCCAAUCCAUGAGCCGCUACGACAGCCGCUCCGCCGACCCCGGCUCCUACCGCGACCGCCGAACUGAUUCAGGGUUUGGUGGUGUUUCGAGUUACGGUGGAGCUCGUUCAUCGUCGAGCAAGAAGGACUACGAUGGUUCAGAGUCACCGCGCAAGUUGGAUUUGGAUGGGUUGACUCCGUUCGAGAAGAAUUUCUACACAGAGUCGCCUGCUGUGGCAGCAAUGUCGGAGAGUGAAGCUGAGGAGUAUCGGCAUCGAAGGGAAAUCACCGUUGAAGGCCGGGAUGUGCCCAAGCCUGUCAAGGCUUUCAGGGACGUUGGGUUUCCAGAAUACAUCAUUCAAGAAAUUGUAAAAGCUGGCUUUACUGAACCCACACCUAUUCAAGCUCAAGGAUGGCCAAUGGCUUUAAAGGGCCGUGAUCUAGUUGGACUUGCUGACACAGGUUCAGGAAAGACACUUGCCUACCUAUUGCCUGCAAUUGUCCAUGUCAAUGCUCAGCUAAUAGAGAGAAUCUGGUUCCGUGAAGAGAGAGGCAGCCCAUGUGAAGAGAGAGAAAGACCAUUCAUUAGGCAGGUCACUUUUCACAAAUCCACCACUAGCACUCUUUCACACCAUUAGCACACUUUUUCUUUUAUUUAUUUAUUUUACUUUUUUAUUCUCUUUAUCCCAUACCCUCCCGUCCAUGUUCCCCACUCCCACUCUCUCUUUUCAAAAUCAUUGUCUUUUCCUUCCCAUCAACUCUCUUUUUAAAAUAAAUGAUUCAUCCUCCACCCACCACACCACAUUAUCCUCAUCAUUCCCUCACUACUAAUAUAUA